This is a messenger RNA of Aspergillus affinis, 2823 nucleotides long. RefSeq lists its product as uncharacterized. Lineage: Eukaryota; Fungi; Ascomycota; Eurotiomycetes; Eurotiales; Aspergillaceae. Bases 1 to 2823 code for a protein of 940 amino acids. The transcript is spliced from 3 exons. The record is from RefSeq and is a predicted model, not a curated record.
AUGAAUCCUGAUAUUAUUGAAUAUCCGCUGGCAGAACCAUCCAUUAUCCUUUCGGUGUCAGAGGAUGCGUUCGCACCCAAAACCGGGUUGCAGGUUCCAAUCUCGCUGUAUGUCGAAAAGUUUUCUUUAACGGAGGAUCUUGUUGCAGAAAACGACGAUGACAAGAAUGAGGAAGGCACUGGCGCCGCCGCCGCUGCCUUCCGGCUGUUCACUCAUCAGAUAGACAUUCCUAAAGGAUCGGAUGACUAUGUCUCACUGGGAGUUAUGGGCAAAAAUGGCACGUUGAAGCAUCCCAAAGGCGCAUCGGGCGGGAAAAUUGAGCUGUAUGUGGAGAGCCUUCCACUGGACACCGCAAGAAGGAUCCAGAUUAAGGUUCUCGGUGGUCACGGUUGGGAUGGUAUCUCAACUGCGGAGGAUAAACCCCCCGCCAAUGGAGGUGACGGAGGUGACGGUGGACAUGUCACUGUGCUCUUGGGGCGGAUCCUCAGCCAAGCAGUGAUCAUCACGGAGUCGUUGUUAACGGCGCUCAAUAGCGAUGGAAGCGAAUGGCCAGUUGAUUUCCGGGACACCGUCCGUUCCUGGAUCAGCACGAUGAAUGAGGCCGACGUCCAAGAGGUUUAUGUCUUACCAUCCACCAUGCAAGAUGCGAGCCAGGUCCUCGAUGGAACGAAAGCUGAUUUCAAUCGGGAAGUAAUCACGGCCUAUCAGAAGCUUCUCACGAAUGAAGAAUCAGUACUCUCCCAGGUGACCAAGAGCAUCAAUGUCGACGGGGGAACGUAUGGAGUCGGAGGGACCAGUGCCCAGGGCCAAGGGACCAGCGGCAAUAGUGGCUCCAGCGGUAGGCAGCACUCCUUUUUUAUCGAUUCAACCUCGACAGUCACGGAUUCCACCGUCUGCUACCUACAUCCGGUAGAAUGUCGAAUGCUUCUGGACAAGGCAAAGGCUCUUCUAUUCUUAAACGCUGAUGGCCAGAAAGUAAAAGCCCUGCAGUACCUCCAGCAGCUUCAGCAACGACUAUGGUUCUUGGGAGACCCCUCCUGUCCGAAUGAUCUGUCCGAUACCAAUCUAGGACAGGCAUAUCGAAGAGCGGAAGAAUCUCUGGCGGUGGUUUCAGGGCCAGAGGAAGAGGAACCGGCAUCCAUACAACAGCUCCGAUCAAUCUACGACCAGGUUGACAAAACCAUAAAGAUGCUUGUUGCUCCCCAGGACACGUUUGGAACCCAGAAUCUCAAAGUUCCUCGUGGAUCAUUUGCCUUUUACAAAGAGUACGCAGACAAAUUUCUUGACGACCUGAAGGUGAUUGAGGACACAUAUUUGGGGUACCUCAACGACGAUCUCUCAAGCGAGCAGAAAACCCACGCAAUUCAACAAAGGGGCUCCAUGUGUGACUCCUCCAAAUCUCAGAUCGAGAAUUCGAUUGUGGCGCUGAGAAACGCUCUGACAGCGAUCGACUCCAAGAUUGCAGUGGCUCAGGAGGAUAUGAGGAUAGCCGAGGCACGUUUAAUAUCAAGCAUCGCUGAUGUAGAAGAUGCGAUCAAGAAUGUUUUCAAAUUCAGUUUCGAGGAUCUUCUCAAAGGAAUCACCCAGGUUGUCUCCAUGAAAGACGAUUUUAUAUCCUUGCUUGGCACCAUCAACGACGGCACCAAAUGGGCCUACGAUCAUCUAUCGCAGAUCUCGAAAGACUCUGGGAUCAACAUCAACAAAGGUUAUCUUCUACACUCGGUCACCCAGAUUGAGGGGUCUAUUGAGGACCUGCAUGAAGGGUACACCAUCUUGGCCGACGGAAACGCUCAGUUCGAUGACCCAGGGUGUGCAAAACUGGUUUUGUUGGAAUCAGACCUGAACAAGCUCCUCGCGGAAUUUAGUUCUGCGCUCGGAGAUGAUCGUCUCAAGCAAGUCAAGGUCUGUUUUGAUCGAUAUGUUGAAACCACACAAGCCCGCAACUCGGCGGUCAUGGACUACAGCGCGGACAUACAGCAGCUCAUCAACUACCUCAGAACUGGUGAUUCUCUGGAUAGUCAGAAGAAGGACAUAGUUCGUGACGAGUAUAAUGUCCUCGGGCUAGAACACCCAACAUUGACCGCGUUCAUGCGUACGCUAUACACCAAUUCCCUGGCCAGUGUCCAGCUCUGGUUGGAAAAAAUGCAGCAGGCCUAUGCAUUUGUCACUCUGGACGAAACCAACAUCAUCGGAAACGCAAUGAAUGGGUUCCAAUUCUCCCAGUUCACGUAUAGCAUGUUGACCGCUGUCAGCUCGGAUCUGGAUAACUACUAUGCCCAACGGGUCGAGUCCUGGGGCCAGUCAAUGCAGACACUCAAGGGUGUCACAUUCCCAGUCUACAAUGUCAAGCAGGACAUGCAAACAUUCACAGACAACAAGUCUACCAUUCAAGUUGCGCUCACGCCCGAAACAAUCAACCCCACAACCGGUGGGCUCAUUUUCGGAGAAGGCAGAGUCGAUAUCCGAUUGACAAAUGUUCGUUGUUUCAUCGACGGCGCAAAGACAGACACUGGGUUUCUGGACCUCAACCUACUGCAUACCGGUCAGGAGGCCAUCGUCGAUGAGACAGGCACGGCACAUACCUUUGAUCACCAGCCUGUCGUGACCAAUUUCCGCUAUGUGAUCGAGGAUAAGGAUCAUACUGGGCCGGGAACGGUGGAUGGUGUCAUCGGCACUGUUUCUGAUAAUGAUCCAUAUGCUAUGGUUGGGCCAUUUACUAAAUGGCAUGUCGUGAUUAAUCAUGCGAACAACCCCGGGUUGGAUCUGUCAAAUGCCAAAGACCCGUAUCUGGAGUUUGACAUACAGUUCAGAGUACGAGCGUAA